GACCACAAUAUUAUCUAUUGCCAACUCAGACGACCGAUGUCCCCGAACAACUAAUGGGACUACUUUUUGUCACUACUAUCAUCUAUUUUCCUCAGUACCAAUUAUAAAAGUUAUCAGGUUAUAGAUGCGUAAUGAUCUAGAGAUUCAUAAAAAAAAAACUCACAGGAGGUUUCUUGCGGAGAAAACAACUGUUGAUCCUUGCGGGUUCUUUUUUUCCCCUGCAUGAGAGAUGGAAACUGGAGUCGUAAUCGUCCAAGAACCUGUUUCUGCAACGAUAAGUGAAGGUGCAAACGAGUACCUGGUGAGCAAACAAGCCGAUGAAACUGUCAAGUAUGACGAUAUUGAAGGACCUCCUGGAGUAGUUGACCGCUCCAUUAAAGCACAUGAGGCAAAAGUAGUUCCCGAUAUAAGCAUUGGCCACAGUGGCAGCAAUGGAGUAACCAUAGGAUCUGCAGAUCCUGCAGAAGUUCCAAAUGGGUCAGGGAAUAAAGAAAAUGAAGGAGCAGAAGAAGAGAAAGCAACACACGAUAAUCCAAUCGCAGAAACUACCGACAUCACUAAAGAGAAAUCUAUUGCCGCAGAAAAUUUCGAUGUUGCACUCGAUAGACAAGCAUCAGACUUUGUGGAAGCUAGUUCAGUUCGUAAUGAAGAAACUAGAGUUCAUGACCCUGGUAUGGUGUCUAUAGUUGAAACUGAAAGCUUGAACCGGGAUGAUCAUGGCGAUAUUGGAAAAGCUCAACCAGUGGAAACAAUCAGCACAAUAAACGAUUCAGAGAGAACCUUAGAUGAUGCAACCGUAGACAGUAAAACAGAAGAUGAAAUCACCAGAAAAAUUCAAGAGAUCCAUGAAAGUUCUAAGGUGAUUGAGGAAGCAGUAAGCACGGAAAAGCAUACAGCACAGCAACAACUACACAGCAUAGAAAGCUGCUCACCAGUUCACGAGGAAACAAUGGUUGAAAGCUCUGAAGCAUUGAUGGAUGCUCCACCUGCAACUGCAAACACGAAGGAAGAGAUGGUUAGAAGCUGCAAAAAAAUUGAAAUUGAGGAGAACUCCAACCAGGCCCACGAAGAAUCACAGCGAAGCAGUACAGAUAAGGAUAUCGAAGAACAUGUUCCAGAGGAGAACGUGCCAAAGGAUGAGACAACUGUAACUCAAAGUGAGGCUGUAGAUACCACAACAGCAGAAGAAGAAAAGAUCUCGAAGAAUGCUGAGACGAUUUUAGAUGCAUCUGAGGCUGUACAUACUACGAAAGCCGAAGAAGAAGAGAUUGCAAGGGAUACCAAGCUUCUUGAUGAAGGUGAAAAUACAAAAGAAGGUCCUCUUGGAUCAGAAGUGAAUCUAACUAAGGAGGAGAUGCUUCAGAGAGAAGAUGAAGAGACCACAGAAGCAGCAGAACAAAAAAUCCCGAGGAAUGCUGAGGCCAUUGUAACUGAAACCGAGGCUGCAGACACUAUUACAGAACAAGAAAAGAUCUCGAAAGAUGCUGAGACAAUUUUAGAAGUGACUGAGGCUGUAAAUACCUCGGCAUCUGAAGAAGAAAAGAUUGCAAAGGAAUUUCCUGAUGAAGAAGAAACUACAAAAGACGGUCAUCUUGGACCACAAGAGAAUCUAACUGAAGAAACAAAGAAUGAUAAGCUUCAGAAAGAAGGUGAAGAUACAACUGAAAAUGAAACCGAGGCUGUACAAACCACAAUAGCGGCAGAGGAAGAAAUCCGGAAGAAUGAUGACACCAUUUUAAAGGAAUCAGGGGCUGCAGACACUACAACAGAAGAAGAAGAAGGGAUAUCAAAGAAUGCUGAGACGAAGUUAGAAGCAAAUGUGAAUAUACAUACCACGGAUGCUACAGAAGAAAAGAUCUCAAAGGAUGCUGAAAUUCUCGAUGAAGGUGAAACCACAAAAGGAGGUCAUCCUGAACCACAAGAGAAUUUAGCUGAGGAGACUCUUCAAAAAGAAUGUGGAGAAACUGUUGCAAAUGAAACCAAGGCUUUACAAAUAACAGCAGUUGUGGAAGAAGAAAUCCCAAAGAAUAUUGAGACCAUUGUAAAUGAAACGACGAUGGUAGUUCCUACAGCAGUAGAAGAAGAACAGAUCUCGGGGAAUGCUGACACGAUUUUAGAUGACACUGAGUCCGUACAUGCCACAACAGCUGCAGAAGAAAAGAUCGCUAAGGAUGCUGAACUUCUUGAUGAAGAUGAAACUACAAAAGAAGGUCAUCUUAGACAGGAGGAAAAUCUUAUUGAAGAAGACAGGAAGGAGAUGCUUCACAAAGAAGGUGAAGAGACCGUUCAAAAUGAAACCCAGUCUGUACAAACCACAGCAGUGGCAGAAGAAGAUAUCCUGAAGAAUGAUAACACCAUUAUAAAUGAACCGGAAGCAGCGGAUAAUUCAACUGCAGAAGAAGAAAGGAUCUGCAAGAAUGCUGAGAUGACCUUAGAAGCAACUGAGGCUGUGCUUACCACGGAUGCUGCAGAAGAAAAGGCCUCAAAGGAUGUUGAACUUCUUGAUGAAGGCGAAACUACAAAAGGAUGUCUUCCUGAACCAGAAGAUAAUGUAACUAAGGAGGAGAUGCUUCAAAAAGAAGGUGGAGAGACCACUGCAGAUGACACCGAGGCUGUACAGACCGCAGCAGCAUCAGAAGAAGAAAUCCCGAGGAAUGUCAAGACCGUUGUAAAUGAAACCGAGGCUAUAGAUCCUGCAGAAACAGAAGAAGAAAGGAUCUCAGACAAUGUUGAGCCGAUUUUAGAUACAAUUGAGGCUGUCCAGUCCAGAACAGCUGCAGAAGAAAAGACCACAAAGGAUGAUGAGCUUCUUGAUGAAGGCGAAACUACAAAAGACGGUCAUCUUGGACAAGAAGAGAAUCUAACUGAGAAGGAGAUGCUUCAGAAAGAAGGUGGAGAGAUCAUUGCAGGUCCCCCUGUUGUAAAGAAAAAAGCAGCGACACAUUCACCACUGGAAAGUAAGGAAGUUGAAGAAAGAGCCCUAGAGGAAAGGAGCAUGGAUGAUCCAAGUCCUCUGCAAGAAGAAUCAUGUCUGCCAAAGGAGCAGAUAGACGAAACACACUCACAGGAAGAACAAACGGAGAAGCAUGAAUCGUCAAAUGAAGCAAUUCCUGAUGACCAGCAGGCUAUUACGGAAGAAAAAUCUGAUGAGCACAUAAGAAUUCCCUUGACAGAACCCAGGAAGCUAUUGAGACAACUGAAACACGCCGAGACCAUUGUAGAUGAAACCGGGGCUAUGGAUGCUACAAAAAGAGAAGAAGAAACGAUCUCAAAGGAUGCUGAGACAAUUGUAGAGGCAACUGAGGCUGUAUGUAUCACGAAGGCUUCAGAAGGAAAGCUCUUGAAGGAUACUGAACUUCUCGAUCAAGGCGAAACAACAGACGGAGGUCAUCCAGAACCGGAAGAGAAUAAAACUAAGGAGGAGAUGCUUCAAAAAGAAGGUGGAGAGACCCUUGCAGAUGAAACUGAGGCUGUGGCUGUACAGACCACAGCAGAAUCAAAAGAAGAAAUCCUGAGCAAUGUCGAGACCAUUGCAUAUGAAACUGAGUCAGUAGAUGCUACAACGGCAGAAGAAGAAAGGAUCUCGAGCAACGCUGAGCCGAUUUUAGAUGCGAGUGAGGCUGUCCAUACCACGACAACUGCAGAAGAAAAGAUCGCAAAGGAUGCUGAACUUCUCGAUGAAGGUGAAACUACAAAAGAAGUUCAUCUUGAACAGGAGGAAAAUCUAACCGAAGAAGACAGGACGGAGAUGCUUCGCAAAGAAGACGACGAGACAAUUGCAAAUGAAACUGAAGCAUUACAAACCACAGGAACGGCAAAAGAAGAAAUCCAGAAGAAUGCUCAUACCGCUGUAAACGAAACUGAGGCCGUAGUUACUGGAACAGCAGAAGAAGAAAUCUUGAAGAAUGCUGACCCUGAUGUAGAUGCAAUUGACACUGGACCUACCACCGUACCUGCAGAAGAAAAAUUAUUAAAGGAUACUGAACUUCUGGAUGAAGGUGAAACUGCAAAAAAAGUUAAUCUCAAACCAGAAGAGAUUCCAACUGGAGACAGCAUGCUCCAUAAAGAAGAUGAAGAUACCAAAGAAUUAAAAACAGGAGAAGAUGAGGCUAUAAAGACUGUCAUCUUGUCGGAAGAGGUGCCCCAGAAAAUCGAUAGAGAAGAUGAUGUAGAAUAUAUCAAGGACAAGAUCACAGCGAAAGAAACUGGAGCUCAUGAAGUGGAUGACGAGGUGAAAAGUUCGGAUCAAAAAAAUGUUCAAACAGCAGAAUCUGGAGAACAUAUGGAACCUAGCAGCUCAGGAAUCAAGAUAGAUGAACCUCUGCCUGAAAAAUCAAGCACUAAUCCAGAAGAGAAAAUCCUACAAGAAGACGAGCCUGAGGCAGCUCAAGUAACAAAGAAAGAAGGCCAGAAACUUGAAGAAAGCCCCUCUGGUAUUCUGUUGAAGGUCGGGACUGAAGAUCAUGGCUCUGAAGAUAAAGAGAAGCUGACAGAAGAUAGCCUAAAGAUAGAUGAAGUUGAUGAAACCAAUAUAACAUCUGAAGUCUUCAUUCCUUCCGGAGAUCAGGUCGCUGAGGAAUCUGGUGAAAGUCAAAUUGCCAAGGAGCAGAGAGGUUGGACUCCAGGUGAUCUAGAGGCGGAGAAAAAUGAUCAAAACAAAACCAGGACUGGAGCAUCAGAUGAGACCAAAGAUCAAGAAACCACGAAAACUGAUGAGAUGAUGAAAGGCCCACUAGAAAAUCCGGUUGCUGUUGAAUCCGUUGGAUUAGGCGAAACUACACAUGACCAGAAUCUUCCGGAGGUGGAAUCAAUCGAGAAAAUGGAGGAGUGCCCUGAAUUGCCCUCCGUAGGAUUGAAGCAAACAACCGAAACUGUAGAUGAGAAGAUCGAGGAGCAACCAGAAGAAGCAGGACAUCUGGAUCAAGAAGGUCAAGAAGAGGGUCCCCCUGUUGUAAAGAAAAAAGCAGCGACACAUUCACCACUGGAAAGUAAGGAAGUUGAAGAAAGAGCCCUAGAGGAAAGGAGCAUGGAUGAUCCAAGUCCUCUGCAAGAAGAAUCAUGUCUGCCAAAGGAGCAGAUAGACGAAACACACUCACAGGAAGAACAAACGGAGAAGCAUGAAUCGUCAAAUGAAGCAAUUCCUGAUGACCAGCAGGCUAUUACGGAAGAAAAAUCUGAUGAGCACAUAAGAAUUCCCUUGGUACUGCCUUCUGAAGAACAGGAACAAGGAAGUCUAGCUGAACCCGAGAGGGUAGAAGACGAAAAAGUGAAGGACACGGAGUCAGCAUCAGACAGAACCCAGGAAGCUAUUGAGACAACUGAAACACCAGAACUUAGUAGUGUUCCAUGUCUUCCAGCUGAAAAGUCAGAGGCAGAUGAAACUCCAUCAUCUGAACUAAUUUCAGGAUUGGAUGAGCAGACUCCAAAGCAAGUAGAGGAAAUUAUUGAAGAGGAAAAAAAGGAAGCAGAUGAGUUAGAAGCAGAAAAAGUUCCUUCUAGCGAAGAUAUUUUUCAAGAAAUAUCUGAAAAAGAAGCUCCAAUUUCUGCAUCGGUGGCCAAGGAAGAGGAACAAGUGACUGCAUCUGAUGAUGUGACGAUUCAGGGGGCAAAAGGUGAGAAAGAAAUAGCAGAAAUGAACGAGAGUCAAGAGGAAGUUCUUAAUUCUACAGAGACAAAAGAACCGGUAUUCCCAGAAGAGGAGCAGCAUGGAGAUCCUGAACCUUCAAAGAAUGAUGAAAGGUUGAAUGUUCAGAUUCGAAUGCAGGAGCAACUUCAGGUGUUGCCCUCUGACGAAUCAAAGAUAAUAACCACAGAUGCAUCUGAAAGUAUACAGGAUAAACCAAAAGAAGACGAGGAAAGGCCCCAGGUGCUUGAACCAUUAAGCAAGGAUACGGGUGUUGCAGAUCGAGGUCUUCCCUUGGAACAAUCGAGUAUGCCAAAUGCAGAUGCCAAAGUAUCUGAUGAACAAAUUCAGAUUCCAUCUGACGUGGGAGAUAAUGAAACACUUGAAGGUUCUGAUCUAUCAAAGGUAACAGAGGUUACCGUUGAUGAAAGGUUUCUAGAAGAAAAUUCAGAUGAACAGGUCAAAUCGAAAAUGAAAUUUAAACAGGAGACUCCUACUGAAGAAACAGAGGAAGGAGAUAAAGAAAUAAAGGAAACAGAGAGAACAGAGGCUUUAGAAGGCUCAGGCACCUCAGAGACUUUGGAAAUUAGACAGGAGGAACCCAAGGACCAUGAAGCUCCAAACCUUGAAGAUAAGGAGGAAGACAAGAACCAGAAAGUUCCUGAGACAACCGAGGAACAAGAAGCUCAGGCUGAUCACUGUCUUCCCAUUGAAACAUCAGAACCAGAUCAAACCCCGUCCACUGAGCUGGUUCUGGGAGGGGAUGAGCAGACUCCAAAGCAAGUCAAUGAGAUCAAUGAAGCGAAAACAAAGGAAGCAGAUGAAUUGCAAUUAGAAGAAAUCCCCCGGGGUGAAAUUAUUCCAGUAGAAUCAUCUGAUGACAAAGGUCCAACCUCUGUGUUGUUGGCUUCUGGGGAAGCGGAACAAGUCACUGCCUCUGAUGCUGUGACAAUGCAAGAAAGUAAAUCUGAGGACGAAGUCACAAAAAUGAACAAGGGAAAGGUAGAAGUUCCCGCUGCAGUAGAAACCGAAGAUAUGAUUUUAGAUACAAAAACAAAAGAUUUGGAAGAUGAGGCAAAAGAAAAGCUUGAACAUUACCAUGUUGAAGAGGGAUCAGAUACUCCUGCUGAUCAGAGUCAUAUAGAAGAAAAAUCAGAUUAUCAGGUGGAGGAACUACCACAAGAGUUGUCCUCGGAAAAACAGGUUCUGGAGCCUUCAACUGAAGCAACGCCAGUAGAAGAUGAAGACGUAACGAAAAUGAACAGUGGAGUAACUGAGACUGUAGAAGGUCAAAGCAUGUCCAACACUUCGGAGGAUGCAUGCCUGAACCAGGAAGAGACCAAGGACCAUGGAGCUCCAAAACAAUGUGGAAUUACAGAGGAUCAGACUCUUCCAAAGAGUGAGAGUCCAGAUGAUACUUCUUUCUUAAACAAAACAGGGGAGGUAGAGCAUGAAGAUGGUCUUACGUCUGCUCUUCCAACUGCCCAAACUGAGAAUGUAUUCCAAACUACUCUGGGUACUGAGAGUGAUACCAGAGAUGCACCUGCACUGGGGGAGACGAUGACAAUGGAACCGGCAGAAGAAGCACAACAGGCUGGUGAUGAUGAAGUAGAGUCAAAAGAAAAGGAUUUUGAGACUUCAAUAAAGCUAGAGGACUCUGAAACUGAGGAAAAGCAUCCGGUUACAGAAAUAACUGGGUUGGAGACUGGUGAAAAACCGGACAUGAAGGAGGAAGAGGGGGUUACAGCUGCUGAGAAACAAGAAAUCUGUGUUGAGGAGCAAUCUGUCCCUGCAAAUGAAUUAAAUUUGCUAAACAAGCCUACAGAAGAGUUAGAGGUACAAGAAGAACAGAUCAGGGAACUUGAAGCCAGAGUUGAAGAAAAGAUACAAGAAGAAGAAACCAGGGAGACUGUAGAACGUGAGGAAACAAUUCCUGCUACCGGAAGAUCUGGUGAGAAAAUUCAGAUUCCAUCCUCUGCAUUGGCUUUUGAAGAGCCAGAGCAUGCAAUUUCUACUGAAAAGCAGGAAGAUAAAUCAGAAGAAUCUUCACUGCCUAAGAAUGAAAGUCACGCAGACUCUACGCCAGGAGUGACAGAUACUUUUUCUGAUCAAAAUAUGCCAGAAGAAACACCAGAUGAGACACUUCAGACCCAAUCCACCAAUAUGUCAACAGAGAAGCUGGUCCGAGAGACCCAGGCAGAGGUCAAGAACGAUGAACGAAAGGAAGAAGAGGAAUCAGUAGCUCAGGCACAACAUGAUGCUAAUGCUGCAGCAGUAGGGAAAGCAUCCCUGCAAGAGGAGCCUCCCAAAGAUCCCAAAGCUUCUGAGAAGGUUGAAGAGCCAGAGCAUGCAAUUUCUACUGAAAAGCAGGAAGAUAAAUCAGAAGAAUCUUCACUGCCUAAGAAUGAAAGUCACGAAGACUUUACGCCAGAUACUUUUUCUGAUCAAAAUAUGCCAGAAGAAAUACCAGAUGAAAAACUUCAGCCCCAAUCCGCCAAUACGUCAACAGAGAAGCUGGUCCGAGAGACCCAGGCAGAGGUCAAGAAGGUUCAUGACGGUGAACGAAAGGAAGAAGAGGAAUCAGUAGCUCAGGGACAACAUGAUGCUAAUGCUGCAGCAGUAGAGAAGGCAUCCCUGCAAGAGGAGCCUCCCAAAGAUCCCAAAGCUUCUGAGAAGGUUGGAGAUACUUUUGAUCAGAUCAUAGAGGCCCAAGAACCAGCAGUUGUUCCUGAAACUAGAUCAUCUGCAUCCCUUUCUCAAGAAACAGAGCAGAAGCCAGAUAGCCCUGAACCGGCUGAGGGAGAAAAUGUUGCGAUCAUAGAGGGAAAGAAGAAUGAGGAUAUACAAGAGGAGAAGCCAGAGGAUACUUCUGCCACAAUGCAAAAGGAAGAAGCAUUCUCACCAAAAGUCAAGACGGAUAUUGGAGAUGCAACUGAGCGUGGAACUCAUCAUGCUUUGACAUCCCUAGAAGUGGAAAAGGAAGAACCCCAAAGUGCGUUGAGGAAUGAAGAAGAGAUCAAUGGUGCAGUUCCAACUGAAAAACAAAUUAUUCAGUCUCCAGAAGAACUAAGAGAGAAAGCUGAUGGUAUUGAGUUUGAAUCAAACGAGGAAACUGCUGAACUACAAGCCAGAUCAGAAGAUACAAUGAGUGAUGAGAAGCAUCAUGAUCUAGCAGCUGAUUCAGGGAUCACUGGGGAACAGGGUGGAGAGGGAACAAAAGAAAUUUCCGUGGCUGAAGCAAAAAAUGAAGAAUGGUCACUACAGGAGCAGACUAAGGAAACCAAUAUUUAUACAGCAGAGAAAAGCACCAAUAAUCUGGUUUUUUCAAUGGAACAAGCACCAAAGGAUCAAAUAGAAGAAGUAAAGAUGCAGGAGGAGAAACCCAGGGAGCUUGAAGCACAAAUAGAAGAAAUUCUAACUGAUCAGCCUCUAGUAAAAGAUGCACAAAUUGAGCAAGAGGAACCUUCAGCCAAAGAGCAGAGGAAAGAACCAAGCUUGUCAGAGGAGGAAGAGGAGAAAGGCCCACAAGAUAUAAAACAUGAAGUCGAAUGUAGUCUGAACUCGCAGACAGCAGAAGUGGUGGAAGAACCCCAACAACUGUCAUCUACAUUAGCUUCUGAGGACAACAAGCAUCAAAACUUAGAAUCAGCAACUGAAGUUGAAGAAAAAGCAAAAGAGGACUCGGAGAACUUAGAAGAGAAGAGUUCAUCAGAAGCUUUUGUUGUGAACUUAACAGAAUCAACAAUUCAGUCGAAGGAGGCAACCCCCAAGGAUGGUCCAACAGUUGCUCCUGAUGAUGUUAUGAAAAUUCAGGCUCCAGAAAUGAUAGAAAGAGAUGAAAUCCUACAGGAGAUUGCUGGAGAAGAGAAAAAUAUCUCAUCAGAAAAAUCUGAUCAGAUUUCCCUUCAAGAAGUGACAAACCAGAUACACAAGGAGAAUAAGCAAGCAGGCUUUGCCACUGUUGUCACAGGGGAUAUCCCAAAAGAAGAAAAUCUCUCUGGACAAAAAGAAGACAUCUCAACAGAAAAGAAUAUUGACGAACCCAUGCUUCUGCCGGAGUCACUGCCUGCAAAGGCAGAUAAGGUUUUGGCUGAGAAAGAAACAGCACAGGAAAAUCUUAAUGACACAAAGGACACCGAUGAAGAAACAAGAGAAAUAAAACCCGAAGUUCAGAAGAUUGAAAGUGUGUCCUCCGAAAGCCUCCCACAAGGCGCAAGCAGUAAGAUAGAGGAACAAGAGACAGAAAUAUCACCGAAGGGAGACUGCCUGAGCCAACCGAAGGAAAUCACUGAGGAAUUUCAGAAGCUUGAAAAAAGCAUCCCACUCAUUCUAGAUAAGGAGAUACCAGUUGAAGCAACACUGUCACAGCAAAAGACAGUUGAAGACUUGCAGAAGAAUGAGAGAGAAGCAGAUGGAGCUGGAAACAUCAAAGGCACAUCUUCAGAAAUAAAAGGAACUGAACAUGUUGAAAGUAAAAUAGACAAUUUAGAUGAAAAAAUAACGGAGUCCCCAACAUCGAUAGAGUCAGGAAGGAAUUCGCUAUCUGACCUUCUCCAGAAGGUGAAGAAAGGGAAAGAAACAAAAACCGGCGAAGAAGGAACUCGGGUUGAAGAAGCAAAAACUGAUAAAGUUGAAGACACAGAAGCAUCUCAUAUCGAGGAGGCUAAAACAGAGGAAAACAAAGAUGACGAGGGGGACGGAGAUGAACAUAAGGAGGAUAAAACCAGUCCUGACUCUGUUGUCAUGGUGGAAGCCAGAGAUGUGAAUGACAAGACCCCGCACAAGAAAUCGCACGGCAUUCUAUCUGGUGUUGGAUCAAAGGUCAAGCAUUCCAUUUCCAAGGUGAAGAAAGCCAUUACAGGGAAAUCUUCACACACCAAGCCCGUAUCGCCAAAGUGAAGUGGGAGAAAGAAAGUCUCCAUAAGAAUGGUAUUUGGUUUGUCUUCCUUUUUUUUUCCACUAUUUCGUUUCCCUUGUUUUUUGAUUGGCUUUCCCUCCCUUUUCUAGAGUUUUGUGAAUACUAUAGAGCUGUUGAUCAUCCGUUCAUCUUUCAGUACGUUGCAGAAACGUUUUGUGAAUGUUUUUCUGGUGUGUUUUUUUGCAUCUUAAUAUAGUGUUUUUCCCGACACU
Tarenaya hassleriana is the source of this 10753-nucleotide messenger RNA. RefSeq names its product titin. The record is from RefSeq and is a predicted model, not a curated record. NCBI's taxonomy places the organism in Eukaryota, Viridiplantae, Streptophyta, Magnoliopsida, Brassicales, Cleomaceae.